GAGAGGAAAAAAAAAGUACGUGGAACAAUUUGUAAUGUCAUCAAAAUUUGGGCUUGAUUAUGCUAAACGUGUUGCUAAAUGUAAGAAAUGCCAGCAGCAAUUAUUGAAAGGGGAUUUACGAAUGUGGAGAAUGGUGCCAAAUCCUUUUACGGCAGAUUCUGGAAAUCCAACGGAAAUGAAAAAUUAUUUUCACAUAGAUUGUCUUUUCGAAACACUUACACGUUCCCGUGCUACAACGAAAGUCAUUGAUUCACCGGAUGAUAUCGAAGGUUGGGAUGUUGCAAAUGAUGAUGACAAAGCAAGCAUCAUAGAGAAAAUUAGGGAUCUUUCGGAAUUGCGACUGAAAAAAUUUGGAGAUAAAGUGAAGACUUCAGCAUCAAAAGAUACUCUCAAAAAAGCCGUUGCUAAGGAUAUAUCCUCAAAAAAAGUAAAGGACGAGAAAGUGGAAACGGUCAUAUCUGCUCGAAAGAAAGAAAAAUAUAAAACUGCCAAGAAAGAUUCGAAGGAAAUAACUUCCAGAAAAGUUGGUGAUAGCAAAACAAGUGUUUCCACUGUGAAAAACGAACAAUCAACAGCAGAAAUCUUAGAAACAAGUAAAACAGAGGAUAGUAUUCAAAAGAUAGGAAGCAAAUUCGAUAUGUUCAAAUUAUUUUGCAAACUUUGUGAUGUAAUUGCUUCGGUAUCGAAGUACACCGAGAAGACUGAAGCUGUUAAAAUAUUCAUUAACAAAGAAGGAUAUGAUGGCGAUCUACACUUACUACUCAAAUUUUUAAUUCCAGAAGCAGACCAGAGAAUAUACAAUUUGAAAGCAAAACAGAUUAUAAAAAUCUUUUCCACUCUAUUUGAUUGGUCUAUUGACGAAUUGACAGAAUCGUACAAUCAAACAGGGGAUGUAUCUGAGACAAUAUGCUCUUUUUUAUUGAAAUUCGAUGGUGAUCGAAAAAAAACGAAAAUGACAAAUCAAAUGGUAGAUGAAUGGUUAGAAAAGUUGAGUGAAUUAACACGGGAAAAGGAUCAGCAGUCACAUUUCUCGAAAAUACGUGAAUUAGUCUCAUGCCUGGAGUUGAAGUAUAUUAUCCGUUUGAUAAUGAAAGAUUUGCGUAUAAAUGCAGGUGCGAAACACAUAUUAGAAGGCUUAAGGAAAGGUGCGUAUGAAAUGUUCCAGCAUUCACGAAAUUUGCAAACUGUCAUUGAAAAAUGUCAGCAGACUGAUAAGGAGGAGUUGCUAGAAAGUGGCAUAAUUUUAAAUACGCCAGUUAAACCUAUGCUUGCCGAACCAUGCCGAGACGUUAAACAAGCAAUGGAAAAGUGCAGCAAAGAAAUGUAUGCUGAAAUCAAAUAUGAUGGAGAAAGAUUACAAUUGCAUAAAGAUGGUAGCAACUUUAGGUUUUUCUCACGAUCAUUGAAACCAGCAUUGGAUCACAAGGUUGUCGACCUGAAUAAAGUAGUCUCAGAAGCAUUUCCAACGAGCAGAGAUUUAAUUGUUGAUACAGAAAUGCUACUGAUUGAUACAAAUACUGGAAAACCGUUACCUUUCGGAACAUUAGGUAUCCAUAAAAAAAGCAGUUCAAGGAUGCGGCAAUCAUUAAGGGAGCGGCGAAAAUUUUUGGAGGACAACAUGAAGGAAGUGCCAAAUCGCGUAUUGUUAUCCAAUUGCAAUCUUAUUAAGAAAGGAGAAACUGAUAAGUUAGAAAUGUUGAUUUGGAAAGCUAUUGAUGAAGGUCUGGAAGGUUUGGUAUUAAAAGAUUUGGAUUCAGUUUAUGAACCUGGAAAAAGGCAUUGGUUGAAGGUAAAGAAAGAUUACUUGAAGGGAGGUGAUAUGGCAGAUUCAGCUGAUCUCGUUUUACUCGGUGCUUUUUAUGGGACAGGAAAUAAAGGCGGCACGAUGUCAGUGUUUUUAAUGGGAGUAUAUGAUAAGGAGAAGCGGAAAUUUUGCACAGUAACCAAAUGUGGCAAUGGCCAUGAUGACGCCACAUUAGAUCGUAUCAAUAAGGAAUUGGAACCAAAAAUGCAUAAAAUAUCUCGAGUAUACGAAAAUUUGCCAGAAUGGAUUGAUUGCUCUCGAUCGCUUGUUCCAGAUUUCAUUGUUAUCGACCCUAAAGAAUCACCAGUAUGGGAAAUUGCAGGAGCAGAAUUUACACGAUCAGAUAACCACACAGCGUCAGGUAUAUCGAUACGUUUCCCGAGAGUAAUAAAAAUUCGAGAUGAUAAAAAUUGGGAAACGGCUACUAGCUUGCAAGAACUUGAGAGAUUAUUUGAACUUUCGAAACCAAAAACCGACAUUGAAUCAACAAUUGAUGAUACCAUACCUCUUUAUGCAGCUAGUAAAAAUGAUGCAAAAGACGGAAAAGUUUUAACAGCAAGAAAAAGGAAACGAGAUGCGGUUACCGAAAAUCCUAAGAAUGACGAAGAAGUUGCUGCUGACAAUGUGAAGGAAGAUGGUGCAGAUAGCGAUGAGGAAGUGGAGAGAAAGAAAGCAAAAAUACCAUGCAAAUAUGGUGCACAAUGUUAUCGAAAGAACGUGGAACAUCGAAAGCAAUUUGAACAUCCGAAAUGA
Messenger RNA from Loa loa (African eye worm), 2557 nucleotides. RefSeq names its product DNA ligase. Gene Ontology annotation, molecular function: DNA binding; zinc ion binding; ATP binding. Gene Ontology annotation, biological process: DNA biosynthetic process; mitochondrial DNA repair; DNA recombination. Bases 35 to 2557 code for a protein of 840 amino acids. The record is from RefSeq and is a predicted model, not a curated record. Lineage: Eukaryota; Metazoa; Nematoda; Chromadorea; Rhabditida; Onchocercidae. Gene Ontology annotation, cellular component: DNA ligase III-XRCC1 complex. The transcript is spliced from 18 exons.